Molecule: messenger RNA, 312 nt
Organism: Cooperia oncophora
Lineage: Eukaryota; Metazoa; Nematoda; Chromadorea; Rhabditida; Trichostrongylidae
Source: the annotation of a GenBank genome assembly
AUGACUCUCCGAUCACCAAUGGCUCAACACCGUACAGACCGGUGCAGAAGACUUCUGUGCGGGGAAAGCCAAAUGUCGGGUAUGAGAAUAGCUAUGACAAGGAGAACUACAAGACCGGUGCUGCUAGUGUCCGCGUUCGCGGACCGGUCAAAAUUAUUGCUCGAUCGACGGAAAGAAGUGGAGCAGAGUCACCAGCAUAUUCUGGUGGUAAAGCGGAACCCGAAUCAACACGGCAUCCAAGAUCCACCACGAAGACUCCCAGACUUAAACAAAGGGUGUUCGCGUCACUGGAACGUAAAGCAGAUCGUGUGA